Messenger RNA from Mytilus californianus (California mussel), 6414 nucleotides. RefSeq names its product coiled-coil domain-containing protein CG32809-like. The record is from RefSeq and is a predicted model, not a curated record. NCBI's taxonomy places the organism in Eukaryota, Metazoa, Mollusca, Bivalvia, Mytilida, Mytilidae. The transcript is spliced from 16 exons. The coding region runs from base 1130 to 5074 and encodes 1314 amino acids. Gene Ontology annotation, cellular component: cytoplasm.
GUUUGAUUGUGACAAUAGAAACAUUUUUGCUACCGGGAAAUACUGAUAAUAUUUACUAGACGUAACUGAAUUUAAGAUUUGAUUGAUCAAUUUACAAGAAAAAAUAUUGAUUUUGAUCAAUAUAACCUGUUUUUAUUUACUAUGCCUCUUUCGGCAUAUUCAUUUCUUUAAUUCAAAAGAUAAAUUCUAUUGUGAAAUCAGGAUAUGAAAUGAUAUUUGAAAAGGUUUAAAAGCAGUGUUUCAAACAUUUAAAUGGAUUUACAUGACUGAAUCAUAGGCUGUUGUUAGGUUUUUGUUUGUGAUGAACUUUAAAAAACUGUCAUAUGUACAGGGGUACUUUUUAGGAAUAGUGAGACCUUGUACCUCUGUGUUGAAUUUGCAUUUUUUCUUGGAUUGAUCAUCAUUCUGUAAUCUGCAUCUUUUUUUAAUAAACAAUGCAGAGGGGCCAUGUGUUUUUACCACUUCAAAAAAGGAUAAUCUCAUAUGAUCUGAUAUGCAUCUGCAUUCUGUUUUAUAGCUUUGGAAUUAUAUAAACCCAUUAGGAACUAAUUAUAAUUAUUGGGAGACAACAUACAAAGGAAAUAUAACAGGAAAUUAUGAAUGGCAAAUGGUUAUUGCUGAAUAUAAAUAUCUAAGCUUUCAUUGUGUUUGUUCAGUGCAACAGUUGGUUGAUUUUCAUAUAAAAUGUCGAAAAUAAUUAAAUUCGGAAAUAGCUAUCUUGACCACUGUUAUUAGGAUGGAUUUGGUGAACUGGAAAGUUUGUUUUAAUUUAUAACUUACUGAAAUUUUGACAAAGAAAGACUUUAUUGAAUUUAUGCAUUUCUGCUUGAAUGGCUUCUAAAAAUUUGACAACUUUCUUACAAUUUUUGUUCAAAUAUUUCUACAGAAGACAAUGUAAACAGAUUUUGUUAUCAGCAGAAGACAAAUUGAUUAAGUUAAUCAUAGUCACCAGGAUGUUUGAUAAAUUGAAAGGUGCAGUUUGUUUAAUUUGUUAGAUUUAAAGUGCAGUUUUAAAGACUUGAGUUUUAAACUAAAAUACAUGCUUUUUGGAUUAAGAUUUUAAAUGAAACAGAACAGUUUUCCACCUAAUUGUACAUGGAUUAAAUUAUAAGAGUUAAAAAAAAGAAGAAUGAAUCCAACAGAACAAGUGAUUUGGAGACACCAUAAUAACAAGGCUCGUAGACCAAGAGAUCCCCACAGAAGGGCUACGGUGGUGACCUAUAACCCAGCCAAUGUGAGAGAUUAUGAAGAUUUCGAGACUAUGUCCAAUGUGGAAGGACCUGUCAGUUUUCAGAGAGGGAGUUUCAUGAGGAAUAGUUUACCUAUUGUCCGAUCUCCACCUAACACUUAUGAUAGAGCUAUGGGUAUGGUUUUCUUGGUGUAUCAAGAUGAAACAAAGAAAUCUGAUCUUCCUAAUGAAAUCACACACUUGGAUACAGUCAGAGCUUUGUUUGUAAGAUCCUUCCAAGAGAAACUCAAUAUGGAGUAUUUGUCAUCUCCAAAGAGAAAAAUCUAUAUCCUAGACCCAAGGACCAGUAUUUACUAUCAGCUGGAAGAUUUGAGAGAUAUUAAGGAUAGAACAGUGUUGAAGUUACUGGAGAGUGAUAGUGAUAAUCCCCAGAAAGUAAGGGAACUACCUCCAGAGAAACGAGGGAAAAGAUCUGACCAGGGGAUAUAUGAAACACCAGCAACAGCAAUAACAGAUCAAGUAAGAAAAGCCCAGACCUUGCCUGCUUCCAUGUCACAUUCCUACCCUGUUUACAGGGAUCCUAUUUAUGCCAGUGAUUAUGAUCUCUAUAGAUCUCCUACUCCAGAUUUGACCAGAAGUGCCCCAUCACAUCAUCAACCAGUCAACUAUGCACACAAUGCAUUGUAUGAUUCACCAGACCGUAUCCGUGGCGACCGAAGCACUCCUGAUAGACACAACUUAGGACCAAUCCCAGAAAAUAUACAGAUGCAGAAUGGUUAUGUACCGGUACCACAAUCUUACCAAGACCAUGAUGGACGAGGCAGACCAACAUAUCGUCAGCAGGGUCCACAAAGAGGUCCAGAACAGCAUUAUAGGUCAGUGUCUCCACCAGUACAAAGAAGCCAGCUACCUCCUGGUGAUCCAUUGAGGAGAACCUUGUCACCUACACCAGCAACUGGUAUGCAGAUCUAUGACUACCUCCAUGGACCAGGCGGAGCAGGUGCCCCUGGUGCUCCACCCCAGACUUACAUUGCCAAAGGUGUCAGGGCGAAUACGAUGGUCUCCCCUUUAAGAGCUUCAGGUCCACCUCCUGAUACAAGACAUCAGCAAAAUCGUCACUCCUUAGCAUUCACACCAAUGUCACCAAGAUCAGCUGAUCCAACCGUCCAGAGAUCUCAGAGCUACAGGGUUACUCCAGAGAGAGAACAAGUACCUAUGGUUCCUCCUCCUCCUCGCAGUAUUACACCCUCACCUACAACUGACCCGGAAACCAGAGUACGCAUGGAAAAAAUGGAAGUGCAACUUGCAAAUUUAACAGCCUGGGUGCAGACAGCAGUUGUAACAGGAUCAAGUAGGGAAAGUAGUAUAAGAAGUGGGGCUAGUACAACACCAUCAGAUUUAGGAGACUCUAAACCCCCAAGUGUUGUAGGAAAAGAUGACGGAGACAAAGUCAAUGGUGAUAAAGGUUUUUCAGACAUAUCAUCCCAGUCAUCUCACCAUACCAUUGUUACACAGAGUAUUAAAGAUGGCAUCCUAAAUGUUGCCAGGCAAACAUCAGAUUUGAAAGUAGAUUUAAAACAUUUGCGAAGAAUUCAGCAGCUUAAUAAUGAGUCAAUGACUGAUUCUAUACAAGAAACUAUCAAAAAGAUUUCAAAGGUGCUAACAACAGUUCCUGGAGCUGAACACCAGGUACUUCGUCAACAACGAUCAGAUAUAGACACACAAUGUAAACAUUACAAAGAUGAUGGCAGUAAAGUGUUAAGAGAAUUGGGAGAUUUAGAAUCAUCAGUAGAAGAAAUGAGAGAGGAUGUGAUAUCUAGGCAAUGUCGAGUUAAUCUGGCUGAUGUGGAAGGAAUGGCUCUUGUUCUUAGUCAUGUGACCAAACAUCUUGGAGAACUUAGAUGUCGUUUCCCAGGAUUACAGGAUCAUAUGAAGAAAGUAAUGAGUGGUGAAAUGGAAGUGGUCAUCAAUGAAGAAAAAUUUCUUAAAGAUGAACCAGAUAGAAUUGAAGAAGCUUUAAAGAGAUGUAAAAGGUUAACUGGUACACUUUUUACUUUGAAAAGGUUAGCAUCAGCUCAGGAACAACGUCCAUUACAUGUACCAAGUGGUGACAGGGUAGGAGGAAGGAUAGCUACACAUGUAGAUAGAAAAGAAUUAUUAGACAAUAUACAGGCUGUUGUUCCUGAUCAUCAAUCACGACUUCAAAGUAUAAAGAAUCAAGCUGCUGCAGAUGCUUCCAGAGAAAGAAAAAAGAAGAUUAUUACCCAGCAGGAAGCAUUGAAAUUUGGAAAAUCAUUAGAGAAAGCUUCAAAGGCAUUAAAAUCUGCUGCUGAGAAAGAAUAUGCUACUAAGCCAAAAUCUAAAGUUGAUACAGGUUGUGCUAGUAAAGGACAAUGUGAAAUUCAGGACUCUAAACCAGACCCAUCAUGUGUCAUCAAACCUCAAUCUACCUCAGAACCUCCAUUAACAACGAAAUUCUCUGUUCCACUGACUACUUCUACAACAGAAAAAAUAGUUCUGUCUAGUUCAGCUAAAGGAAGUGAUGGAGCUACUCAGCGAAAACAAAUUGAUGAAAAAAUAGUGAGAACUACAAGUGAUACAAAGGUACCACCUUCUUCAUUGUCUUCUUCUGAAGAAGAAAAUAUCAAAAGGUCGGCUGCCAAAUUGUCCAUUCAGAAAAAUGCAGCACGAGCAGCUUUCUUUAGUUCUCUUACAACACCCCCUACUUCACCAUCAGAAGAAAAAAAGGCUGUAUCUCCUGAUUCAAGAGUCUCACCAACUCGAACGACAAUGGACUACACUGUUCGUAUUUCGCCAUGUCGGUCAACUGUUUCAGGAGCUACUAAGUAUAUUGUUAAGGAUAGUACUAACAUCAAAAGUAGUUCAUCAGCAACGCGUCCUACAGCAAAAGUUUCAUUUUCAUCACCAUCGUCAUCAUCAUCAUCGAGUGAUUCUAGUCCUUCACCAAACUCGCCUAUUUUAGCAAGUGCUAGAGUUUCAAAUAUUCCUAGGCUUUCCGCUAGGCCAGAAACUGAAUCUCGAGAAAAAUUUACAUAUCAAAAAGAGGCAACUGUGCAAAAACCUUCAAUUUUGAAAAGUUCUGGUACAAGAAUUGACCAAAACAAAUCGAAGGAGGUCACAUUGACAGGAAUUGAUAAAGACAAAUCUUUUGAAGAUAAACCGGCAGAAAAUUCAAGAUCAAGUGAAUUACUUCUUAAAUUCAGUGAUCAAGAAAAAUCUAAGGAAAUUUCUCACUCAAAUGUACAAACUGUGCCAAGAUCUCAGUCAGAAACAGUAUCAAGUCCAUCAAAUAAACCUGAUGUUCGACCAAAGAAAAUCCCUCCUCCACCUCCACCAAGACGGAGUAGUAAACUUGUUAGGAGUGGCCCUGGACUUAUGUCUCCUGUUGGUCAGGAUGAAAGUAAAUCUGACAUUCAUGAUUCCAGCAUCGUAGCUGGAAAUAACGAUGGUACAGUGAAAUCUGCAACUACUUGUACUUCUACACCAAAACCUGCUAUUCCUCAGAAACCUUCUAGAAUUACUCGAGAUAGACUCUUAACUGAUCAGUCUAAACAGGCAAUAGAAAAAAGUACAAAUUUAAAUGGUGCAGCCAUUAAACCUAAAUCAUCAGUUGAUGUGAAAAAAGAUUCAGAUGAGUUUGGACAUGAAGAUCCUGAAGGCAGCAUAGAUAGCAGUGCUAGUUCUAGUAGUAGUGAAUCACAACAAAGUGUUGUAGAAAAAGACAGAUCUACAACUACAACACCAAAUGGGGGACCCUCAACGAGGAAACCUAAACCCCCACCACCUGUUAGAAAAUCUAGUCUAGCUGACAGUUAUGAAGAAAAAUCAGACAGUGGUAAAACUGAUGAUGUAAAUAAAAGUUGAUGAUUGUAAUUAGUAUUACCUUAAAAAUCAGGGCUUUGUUGAAAAUGUUUGUUCAUAUAUAUAAAGGCUUAAAACAGAGUGUCAGCAUUGCUGUGUCAUAUUAUUUUCUUUUAAUACUCUAGCAGAAUAUUUUUUUUUAAAUUGCCAUGUGUUGCUUUCACGUAAGUUUUUGUUGUUGAUGAAAAUGGUUCAGACCCAGUUAGAAUUCAGACUUUUCCCAUUACUUUUAAUCAGACUAAAUUCAUUCAAAUAUACAACACAUUCAAAAGCUUAAAACAGAGUAGCUUUGCUUUAAUUUAUCUUUUUUUUGUUGCAAUUUUCGUUUCAAGUUUGGUGAAAAAUGUUUGUAGAUAUAAGUGAAGAAUUAACUUCCGGAAUUAAUACAUGUCUUCACACAAAAACCCUCAUAUCUUUGUAUCAAAAUAAUGAUUCAGAUAUAUACAGUUUUGGUUAUUAAACUUUUAAUUUUCCUGCCAAAAAAAUCCUGUAUCUGCAUUUUUGCAAGGAUUUGGGUAAUCAAUACAAUUACAUGUCAGCCAAAUCAAUAUUCUGAGCUAAUAUUCAAAUUCAUAAAUCUUUAUAUCAAUAAAUUAUUGUUUGAUGUUUGUGUUGACAGCCAAAAAAGAGAAUUUUAAAAUAAACUGUUUUCAAGAUGAACAUAUGCAAGGGCAUUCCUUUUCAGCUACUGUUUUUGUCAUGCUGCCUUAGCUAUAGCUAUACACGAACAUCUAUCAUUUUCAUAGAUAUAUAACAGAUAUCAUGCAUUGAGAUAUCAAAAGUUCAUAUGCUGUGCAUUUAUUUCAUAUUUUAACAUUUCACACUUCAAUUAAAGGUAUUAAUGUUUUUACUUUUGAUACAUGUUAUGUUUAUUAAAGGUGCUUUUUGUGUAACUGGCAUGUUAUAUAUUUGUAUUUUUUCUUGUUAUGAACCAGAAGGGUUGUGAACUAUUUAUUUAUACACAAAAGUUAGUGCAAUAUUGACUAUUGGGUUGUUUCCCUUGUCAUAUAUAUAUGUUAAAUGUACUUAUUAAAAAAAGGAAGAAAUAUACUUUGUUGUAGGUGAAAAUUCACUUAAUUUUUUUUCAAGUUCAUAGUUUUAUGUAUGAAAUGUAUGUCAUUGAUUGGAACAAUAAUAAUUGCUAUACAACAGUAGUAAACUAAAGCUUUGAACAUGACAUUUAUUAUAGAAUAACUUUCAGAAAAUUGAGAGUAUUAACUAUUAUUUUAACAUUGUGAACAGUUAUGCUAAUUUACUCAGUAUUCUUUGUUCCAUUACUGUUAUGCUAAAGGAAUACAUUAACAAAGAAGAAGGUACUUGUAGGGAAUUAUUUGGCCCUGUAA